AAACCUAGAUUUUUCCGUGCUAAUGCAUAUAAAAAUCCUCGACGGUGACAGAGUUCCGAUCCAUCUCUGUCUCUACGUCCAAAAUUCAAGAUGGACUGCGCCAUCUGUAACUGUAGGCCCAUGGUGCAGUAUUACACGAAUCAGAGGAACUUCAUCUGCGACGCCUGCUACGACGGCGCAAAGAGCAUGAUGACCUUCUUGAAUGCCGAUCUCGACGGCGAUGCCCACCGCAAAGCCGCCGCCAGCAUUUCUCACGGCUCCAAUUCCCUGCCACCCAAGGGGAUUCGGCGUGCGCUCGAGAGGAUGAAGGAGAUGCAAGGGAGGGAGAAGGCGACGAAGGAGAAGGUGGCUUUUCUUGAUGGGUUGGCGGCGCUGUCCGAAGGGUUGCACACCGACAUUUUGGUGAAGGCUGGCGACGGCCAACCAGUUCCGGCCCAUCGAGCAUUGCUGGCUUCUAGAUCCGAAAUCUUCAAGACCAUGCUGCUCGCCGACGACUGCAAGGCCGCUCCUGCCGGCGGCAUCGUCUCGCUUCCAGAGCUCACGCACCGCGAGCUGCGGCACCUGCUAGAGUUCCUCUACACCGGCGAGCUUCCACCGGUGGAGCAGGAUCUCUUCUCGACCGUGCUCUCCCUGCUCGGCGCGGCCGACAAGUACGACAUCCCCUUCCUGCGGAAGUCCUGUGAGCGGUGGGUUCUCGCGGACCUUCGCGUCGGCAACGCCCUCGAGGUGCUGGACGCGGCGCAUCGAUGCUCCGGCGUGGAGCUGAAGGAGCGGGCGAUGCGGGUGGUGGUGGAGAAGGCGGAGGAGGUGCUGUUCUCCCCGGAAUUCGAGGCGUUCGCCGGCCAGAACUCGGAUCUGUGCGUGGAGAUCACGAGAGCACUGGUGAACGACAAGACGAAGCAGAAAGUAAAGCAUGAGCCAGUUCAUAAAUGGUAAUUAAUUGUGUUUAUGUUUCAUAUGAGUCAAAGUAAGUGUCCUUUCUCUUCUCCGUAGUAUAAAUUUUCUAUGUUUAGGUGAAGAUUAUAUUUUCUAUGCAAUCAAUUAAUU
This is a messenger RNA of Zingiber officinale, 1047 nucleotides long. RefSeq names its product BTB/POZ domain-containing protein At1g01640-like. The transcript has 3 exons. The record is from RefSeq and is a predicted model, not a curated record. Lineage: Eukaryota; Viridiplantae; Streptophyta; Magnoliopsida; Zingiberales; Zingiberaceae. Bases 91 to 936 code for a protein of 281 amino acids. Gene Ontology annotation, molecular function: protein binding.